AUGCAUCGGAAGGGUUUGAACAUUGACAUAAACCACUUUCAUUCAGAAAUGAACGCCUGCAAAAAUGCCGAGCCCCCAAGCCCAUCCACGGCCAUGUACUUGUACAAGCAGCUGCUCGAGAAAGGCUUCGAGCCAACCGCCUCUACCAUGAGCAUCCUCGUGGGUGCUCACAAUCACGCACCAUUGAGCAAGAUUUUAUCAGUUCGAAGUCUGUGUUGUCUGAUGCCGGUUUGCAGCCGGACACUUAUUUUGGGGACAGUUACCUGGUUGCUUUGUUGGAAGGAAGACGCCUUCCAAGAAAUGCGAAGGAUUUAG
Molecule: messenger RNA, 315 nt
Organism: Symbiodinium sp. CCMP2456
Lineage: Eukaryota; Dinophyceae; Suessiales; Symbiodiniaceae
Source: the annotation of a GenBank genome assembly